AUGUUGGCUACAAUAUGGUUAUCACUGGCGCUUUUCGACACGGCUCAAGCUGACAUAAUGGGUCUUCUCCGAUGCUCCGGCAGCGAAGUGAGAACUCUAAACUUUUCUGGAAACUCACGGAUUCUCCCUUCAGAAAGAUCCGAUGACCAAGCUGCAGCUGUUUUGGCCAGCGUUUAUGGUCUUCGAGCGGCGUUUGAAGCACGGCGACUGGGUCCGACUAUCUUUCGCGUUUCGUCGUGAGGUCUCUAUCGAGUACGUAGUACCUUUCAAGAGGUCAAGUACAACUUGAAGAGUUCAGCUCGGCGCUCGACUUUCGGAAGUACGACAGAAGACUGAGUUUAGACGAGAACAUCGUCACGCUGCAUAUGCGCUUCAUCGAGAAGGAAAAUCGUCUCAGCAUCAAUGCCCAUGACGUCUGUUUUCUACCGUGACUCGAGAAAAGAGUCUGGUUCAGACGCCGGGAGUCUGGCAGAACAACGAGCAGUCCAUCCCGUGGCGGGAAAACUGGAAGCGUGGCUCCCUUCUCAAAAUCGAAAUUCGGUUAGUUUUUUUUUCGGAUUUUUUUCCUCCUCCUGUCUGAAUGUAAGCAAUUGGUUUCCAGCUACCGCAAUUCUAUGUUCGAAAUCUACGAAAUGACGUCGAUGGGCACCUUGUUGAUCUCGAAAUUCUUGAAUCGACACCGGGACACGGAGUUAAUAACCGCGACGGGCGACUUCUUCUACAUCACCGAGGCCCAAUUAAUUUGCUACGGCAACGAUCCUGACGUCGGGCGUUAG
This is a messenger RNA of Caenorhabditis auriculariae, 776 nucleotides long. The record is from the annotation of a GenBank genome assembly. NCBI's taxonomy places the organism in Eukaryota, Metazoa, Nematoda, Chromadorea, Rhabditida, Rhabditidae.